AUGGCCAAAGAGAUGGCACGGCUGAGAGGAGGAGUAGAGGAAGGUGUGGUGGCUUCAAUAAGGAUGGCCCCCAUGUUUGACACAGAUAUUGAAUGGUUAGGGAGUGGCAUUAGAAGGUGCAGCCUUGCUCAAAGUCACCCAGGUGGUACUGAUUUGGAAGGCAAGGGGUCAUGGAGAGCAGCUAAGUUUCGGCUCUGUGAGAGGUCAGGAGAGGCCAUCAGAGAAGGUGCAACCUCAGUAGCAGUUAAAGACCCAAGAUGGAAGGGGCCUUGCAGGGAAGCUGAGGCCUGGCACCGUGAAGAGAGCUCAGGAGAGGGUAUUGGUGAAAGCACAGCCCAGGCAGCCUUUCGCAUGGGCACUGAGUGGGAUGGGACCGGAGAAGCUCACGGUCCUGCUGGCUCUCAGUUGACAGCCUGCCAUACUUUGAGAACUCAGCCCCGAACACUACCUGGACCGGCCAUAAGACACCUGCUCCCCGUCACUCUACCCCAAGCAGCAAACCAGAGAGAUGGCCGGGUCAGCACUUCUCAGCCCGCACCUGCCUCCCCAGGACAUUGCACAGCCAUGGUCAGCGUACCCAGCUCCCAGCAACAGCUCUCAACUAACAUGUUUGUAGCCCUGCACGCUUAUUCAGCCCACGGACCUGAGGAGCUGGACCUGCAGAAGGGAGAAGGCAUCAAGGUGUUGGGGAAGUACCAAGAUGGCUGGCUAAGGGGUCUCUCCUUAGUCACGGGACGAGCUGGCAUCUUUCCAAGUGACUACGUCAUCCCCGUUUUCAGUUCAACAGCUAGAAAGACAUCUAGUUUUCCAGAUCCCCGGAGUCCCACUGUCUACACCACAUGGACAUUACCCACCUCCUCUGUGUCCUCCCAGGGUAGCUUUUCAGAAGGUGAUCCCCGGCAAAACCGACCCUUCAAAUCCGUCUUUGUGCCCACUACCAUGGUUAACCCUGCGGGGAGCACAGCCGGCCCAGGGACUCCAGGACAAGGGUCUCUUCGGAAAGGGCGAAGCAGCAUGAGAAAGAAUGGAUCCUUGCAGAGACCAGUGCAGUCAGGGAUCCCCACUUUCGUGGUGGGAUCCCUCAGGCGCAGCCCCACCAUGGUGAUCCGGCCUCAGAAGUUCCAGUUCUAUCAACCGCAGGGAAUGACCUCUUCCCCAGCACCCAUGAUGGUAGAGAUGGGGUCUAAACCCAUUUCUACUGGGGAGCCUGCCCUGACCUGCAGCAGCAGAGGUGGCAAGACCAGGAUCCACUCAGCGACCGGUUCCCUCAUCACGGAAGGCAAAGAGAUACCCAUCAAGAGUGAGCCACCGCCCAAGCCACCUGCAUCCGCCCCACCCUCGAUCUUAGUGAAACCAGAAAAUUCAAAAAACGGCACCGAAAAGCAAGUCAAAACCGUGAGAUUUCAGAAUUACAGCCCUCCUCCCACCAAACAUUACACCUCCCAUCCCACCUCUGGAAAACACGAACAGCCAGCCACCUUGAAGGGGUCCCAGCCUGAAGCAGUCCCCUCAGGAGCUGAGAUGACCGUCCUAUUCGCCCACCGAAGUGGUUGCCACUCAGGACAACAGACAGACCUCCGGAGAAAGUCAGCGUUUGGCAAGACGAUGCCCCCAGUAGCCACUGCUUCAGCCUCACAGAUCGUACUUACCAGCAAAUGAUUCCUCGGGUGGCUCUUUCUUAGACACAAAGAGAGGUGCAUUGCGUGUAAAUACAGUCUGCCUCCACUACAGGCACCCUACUGGUCUUCUAAGGCUUCGUCUCCUCGAACACCCAUUUUAACCUGAAGGACUGGGAAGGCGUGAACUGCUGCCCUGAGUUGGUUGGCCUUCUCUCCCCAUCCACCCUACCAACACCACCCCACCACCCUGAGACAGAGUUUCUCUGUGUAGCCUUGGCUGUCCUGGAACUCACUCCAUAGAUGAGGCUGGCCUCGAACUCACAGAGAUCCACCUGCCUCUGCCUCCCAAGUGCUGGGAUUAAAGGCGUGUGCCACCACCACCCAGCAUGUUUCUAAAUUUAGUGAUUGAUUCAGCCAAACCUACUGGCUUGAGCCUUCCAUGUGCAGGAUUUGGCCUUUCGUCCCGUACGCUCAACGUAAAACAUCUCCGUAUCCUAGGACCACUGCAGUAUGGCAGAGGUGAAAUUGUUCUCAGGGCCUCUUUGACCUCAUUGCCAUCCCACUUUCUCUUCAUCACACAAGAACCGCCUCUGCCAUCUUCUGAGAAACCAUGGAAACUGAAGGGAGUUACUUUCUGAGUUUACUACAAACAAGACCAGAGAGAAAGCUGACUACCAAAGGCCAAAAGAUUAUUAUGCGUUAAGCUUCUUGGCCCAUUUCUUCCCACAUAUUUGUACACAGUAGAUAAACAGGGGGCAUGGAGAGGCAGAUAAGGGACAUGGAUGGCAUUAUAGACUUUUCAUUUUUCCCCUCACAGCAAAAUGCACUUCAAAGCAACCUUGACUGCACAAUGAGUUUAGACCAUAUUCUGCUUGCAUUCCAACAUUUUUGCUCUCCGAGGUUCCUAGACAUUUGAGGCAUUGGGGCAGAUGAUUUAUUUCCCCUAAUAGGACAAAGGCGGAGGGCAAGAAGGGGUGCUUUUUGGGGAGAGCUGCUACCAAAGGAAGUGGACAGAGAAGGCUUGAGAAGAAAAGAGAGACAGAAGGAAUAAAGGAAAAAUCAUGCAGGCGACAGACAGACGAGACGGGGCAGGAAGUGGGA
Molecule: messenger RNA, 2720 nt
Organism: Arvicola amphibius (Eurasian water vole)
Lineage: Eukaryota; Metazoa; Chordata; Mammalia; Rodentia; Cricetidae
Gene: Sh3rf2
Product: SH3 domain containing ring finger 2
Exons: 8
Coding region: 1-1659 (552 amino acids)
Biological process (GO): positive regulation of proteasomal ubiquitin-dependent protein catabolic process; negative regulation of apoptotic process; positive regulation of JNK cascade
Cellular component (GO): nucleoplasm
Molecular function (GO): protein phosphatase 1 binding; ubiquitin protein ligase activity
Source: RefSeq, a predicted model, not a curated record